Molecule: messenger RNA, 177 nt
Organism: Ostertagia ostertagi
Lineage: Eukaryota; Metazoa; Nematoda; Chromadorea; Rhabditida; Trichostrongylidae
Source: the annotation of a GenBank genome assembly
AUGACGAUGGAAUCAUUUCUGGCGACGACGUCAUUAUCGGCAAAACAGUGGCUCUUCCUUAAAACGACUGCUUGGAUGCAAGCAGUAAGAAGUACGCAAAGCGCGAUGCAUCACCAUUCCUUCGCAAUUCAGAAACUGGCAUUAUUGACCAGGUCAUGGUUUCGCUCUACGCGGUAA